AUGCUCCGAUCUUUGAACCACCUUCCGGACGAGAUACUCCACUCCAUUCUAUGCUACUGUCACCCUCGCUCAUGCGUUGCCCUGGAACAAACCAGUCACCGCUUCGAGAAUGUGACCAACGAGCCUUUGCUAUGGCGCCACUACUGCCAAAUACAUUACAAGUCCUGGGAUAGAAGGCAUAGUAUCGUUCGGAAGCUUGCUAGCCCGGUUUCUACGGUCGACUGGAAAGCGCUCUUUAUCUUACGAUAUCGCAUCGAUCGCUCCGCCACCCACCUUCUUGAUAGUAUUCUAGCUAGCCAGACAGGGCGCAUCGAUAAAUUUCGGGCUGUGAUUGAUUUCGGAUAUGACGCGAAGGAUACUCUUCUGCGACACGGCCAAGUGGAAGCUGGAGAAGAUCACCUUGCAAGAAGGUUAGCUUCAAUUCUUCAUUCGAUACAAGAAAUGCUGGCUACAAUUGUUGGUCAGUUUACUGCAUUUCAUCCCGAUGUGGACUCCCUCAGCCCGCGCGAAAAGGCUCUAGAACUUGCCCGAUGGCUGCAACUGAAUGAUUUCACCGGAAUUGAGGCGGGACGGGAGUAUCAUUCUUUAGAGCACAACUUCCUAGGGCUAGCUCUACGGAGUCUUGGUCACAAUUCGCUGCCUUUGAUCUCGGCUGCCAUCUAUUGCUACGCCGCUCAGGAGCUUGGACUAAAUGCCCAUCCUUGCGGAUUUCCAUUUCACGUUCAUGUCGUCAUUACUCCACAACCGGGCUUUGACAUGAGCGGCAACGCCCUGGCUGAUGCGGAGCAAGGUUCCCCGAUGUAUCUGGACCCAUUUCGGGGAGCAAGAGAGACCCCAGUCUCGGACUUACGAGACCAGCUGGUCUUCCUCGCAUCUACCUCCGUGGACAUGGUGAGUGCUAAGUACGCAGCUUUGUGGUCUUCAAUGCUUCUUUCGGGCGAUUCGCGACCGAUGGAUCUACGGCAUCAGCUACCAUGGCUGAUGGAAUUGUUCGCCACCGAUUUCCCGUCCGAUAUAUUUUUGGUGGAGCAGUACAUCGUGCCUCUGUUUCACGGGCUAUUUGAGCACGAACACAUACUGGAAAGCCUCCAUGUCAUGCGGGCAGUCGACGAAAUACCCAAGCAGGUGCACAGGAGGACCGAUAUGAAUAAGACCAUUCGAUAUAGAGUUGGCCAAGUCUUUCGACACCGUCGCUACCACUAUUGGGCUAUCAUCACCGGUUGGGAUUCGGAAUGUGGCGCUGGAGAACAGUGGAUGAGGCGAAUGGGGAUUGAUCGCUUGCAAGCUGGCCGACAUCAGAGUUUCUACCACGUUCUUGUUGAGGAUCGGAGUGUUCGGUACGUGGCCGAGGAAAACAUCGAUCUUAUCCUUCCUCGUCUCACGGAGUUGCCGCAUAGUUUGACGGCCAUUGCAGGGAAACAUUUCAAACGGUGGGACGAGGCCACACGAGCUUUUGUUAGUAACGUGAAAGAUGAGUAUCCUGAUGAUUAG
Messenger RNA from Penicillium maclennaniae, 1491 nucleotides. RefSeq lists its product as uncharacterized. Gene Ontology annotation, molecular function: protein binding; DNA binding. The transcript has 4 exons. The record is from RefSeq and is a predicted model, not a curated record. NCBI's taxonomy places the organism in Eukaryota, Fungi, Ascomycota, Eurotiomycetes, Eurotiales, Aspergillaceae. The coding region runs from base 1 to 1491 and encodes 496 amino acids.